AUGGCUCUCGCGAUCUCUCACGAGGACACCCAGGUCUUGCUUCACGACAAGAAUGUGCUCCAGGACUCUGUGCUUGACAAGUACCGCUCUGCCGGCCAGAUUACACAGACGGCUCUGCGCUUCGUCGCUGGCCUAAUCAACGAUUCGUACCACAAGGGCAGUUCCGCGCGUGUGGCCAUCCACGACUUGUGUCUGCUGGGUGACAGCUUCAUGGAUACAUGCCUCGAAAGCUCCUUCAAGAACAAGGUCGCUGAGCGUGGAAUUGCGCAUCCCACGACUAUCGACAUCGAUGAGAUCGCAUCAGGUUGGUGCCCUGAGGUCGAUGACGCGGAUCAGCUGCGUUCCGCAAAUAGUGGUGUGCCUCCUGAGGCCUCUGGCAGCUACAGAAGCGCUGACGGCUAUCUUGCUCCUGGAGACGUGGUUAAGAUCACUCUCGGUGUGCACAUCGACGGUUACACGACGCAGGUCUCUCACACCAUGGUUGUGUAUCCCACCGAGGCUGGAGCUGACGGAAAUGCAAUUCCAACUGGUCCUUUACUGGGCAACAAGGCUGAUGCGUAUGCUGCCACCCACAUCGCUAUGGAAACAAUUGUGUCGCUACUCGCAUCUGCGCUGACACCCGAGAAGCUACCUCGUGCGCUUGCCUCCAACGGCCAAGUCACCGGACACCUUAUCCGUACUGUCGUUGAUACAAUCGCACGCACAUACCGUUGUUGUGUUGUUCCAGGCUCCAAAGUUCGCCGUGUCAGAAGGUUUUUGGCCGGUCAAAACGAAGGUAUCGUUGCCGAAAGGGAAUACAAAGGUGUUGCUUGGUUUGAAUCCGACCAAGAAGCCGCCAUGUUACAAAAGUCUGCUGAGAACACUAAGGAUCUAGUUACGGUCGCCCCAUCUAAGCGCGCCAAUGUAUCUGCUGUUCCAACCGACGACUUUGUGGUUUCUCCUGGUGAAGUAUAUGUGAUCGACUUGCAAAUGGCUCCAUUAGACGGUCUUGCUCCGGGUCUAGUUACAUUGGAAAACGUUGAUAAUUUCUCCGGUAAAUCUCACAGAGCUGAUCAAUUAGUCGCCAGACCUGGUGCAUACGUCAGAGACUUUGCCCACACCCACAUACUGAAACUGAAGACCUCUAGACAGUUGCUAACAAAGAUCGACAGACAAGGCGUGUAUCCUAUCAAACUGUCGCACUUAAGUGACGCCUUCCCACUUGACGUUGCAGAUGUCGACGCUACGCAGCUCGCUGCGCUCUCGAAAGAUCUCAAGAGUUACAGACUAGGUAUGAGCGAGAUACUAAAUAACUACUUGGCUGUUCCAAACCCUAUCCGUAUUGCUAAAUGCAUUCCAUGGGAAAAGAUUUUGAAGACUGCCAAUCCUACCGGUACCAUGGGCAGUGAUGCCACGACGCGUGCACUCCCAGGUCAAGAACUUCCCCUACCUCGUCUAGGAAUUUCCUCUUUGAAAUUAAAGUCCUUGUUAAAACAUUCCGUCUCAGUACCUGUUGUUCGCGAGAGUUGUACCGUCGUCCUAUGUACUGCAGACGUCACCGCUGGCAAACCAGAGCUCCUAAGGCUAUCAGGUGGUAGCAAGACCUGUCAACCCAGCUGGGUUCAUUCCAAGUUCGAAUUAGACCAAUCAGACGCGUUCAUUCAAGGUAUAUUCCAACUUGCACAACUCUCAAAGGACAAGAGAUUUGGUAUUGCCAUCAGAGAAACCCAACCUCUAAAGAAACAGAAUUUGGCAUCUUCAGUAUCUAUUCCAGCACCUACUCAGGACGUCGAUAUGGCCUGA
Molecule: messenger RNA, 1782 nt
Organism: Lachancea fermentati
Lineage: Eukaryota; Fungi; Ascomycota; Saccharomycetes; Saccharomycetales; Saccharomycetaceae
Source: the annotation of a GenBank genome assembly